ACCGUGCCGUACGGUGUCACCGCGGCCUUCACGGGGCUGCAAGCGGGGCUGCUGGUGGGGUUGUGGGCGCUGGUGAGCUGGGCGGGGGUGGCGGGGAUCGCCUUCCCGCUGCCCAUCAUGGCGCUGGUACCGCUGAGGCGCUACGUGUUGCCCAGAUUCUUCAAGCCGGCCUACCUAGCGGAACUGGAUGCAGCGGAGUACGAACAAGCGCCACCGCUGCCACCGCCGCCGCCGUUGCCACCACCGCCGCCGCCGCUGGCGACAUCGCCGACACAGGUGCCGCACGGAGGCGCCUCCUCCUCUGCCCUGCUGCCGCCGCCUCAGCAACCUGAUGUUGUUGCUGCUGCUGCUAUGGGUAGCCUAGCCACGGCAGUUCCCGCCGCCGUGCCGUACGGUGACAGCGAGGAAUUAUCGGAUGAGCGGGAGGUUAUCGAGCAUGAACAUUUGGGCGGGCAGGUGCUGCAUCACUUGACGCGCGGGGAGCUGCGCCAGCGGGUGCGAAGGGUGUCGCUGGAGGUGUUGGGUGAGCGUGAAGUGCGCGAGGGACUUGGUGGAUGUGUGGAUGCGGGUGGUCAAGCAAGGAGCAGUGACCAAGUGUGAGGCUUGGUGGGGAAGUGGAUAUGAAUGAAUGACGCCAAACGUAUGAUGAGCAUGCAACUGGUUAGACAGGAAUUGUUGUUAAUUUGAGUGAUGCAGGUGAGUAUUCUGCAGACGAAUCUUGAUUACAAGAGGAAGGCUUGCUUUAACGAACGUAAGGGAUGGACCGAUGAUGGAAGGUGUCAUGUAGAGGACAACGCCGUUGCCUCUGUCAAACAGGCGUGGGGUACAGCCAAACCAAGUGUACGCUUUAAGCUUGGGGGUGCCAAGUUACUAGAUGAGCAGUCAACGUCGUCUUUGCUUGCUCGUCCGCGUCGCGCAGGGG
Messenger RNA from Astrephomene gubernaculifera, 922 nucleotides. The record is from the annotation of a GenBank genome assembly. Lineage: Eukaryota; Viridiplantae; Chlorophyta; Chlorophyceae; Chlamydomonadales; Astrephomenaceae.